Dichotomopilus funicola is the source of this 621-nucleotide messenger RNA. RefSeq lists its product as uncharacterized. The record is from RefSeq and is a predicted model, not a curated record. The transcript has a single exon. Lineage: Eukaryota; Fungi; Ascomycota; Sordariomycetes; Sordariales; Chaetomiaceae. The coding region runs from base 1 to 621 and encodes 206 amino acids.
AUGGAGGGGUUGCUUGACUGGGCGGAUAGGGUGUCCCCGUCCUCAGGUCCCACGUCUACCACAGACAAGGGGAAGGACAAAGACAUGCUGCACCAUGCCGCGCUGUUCUUUGUGCGGCGCGUGCGGGCGUGGUUGUUGGAGAAUUUGCCGUGGCUGUUGGUUGGUGAUCGGCUGUUGAGGGAACGGUUGUUGGUUCCUGUGCCUGUUUCUGAUUCUGGCCCAGACACGCCCACGGAGGAGAAGCCCACAGACGAAAAACCCAAAUACACAUUCUCCCCCCGGUGCUCCGGCAUCACAGCCCGACACUACCUCAUCACGCACCAGGUCGAAAUUCCCCUGGCUUUUCUCGAGAUUUGGGCCAUGCUCAUGACUGAGACCACCGCACGUCGGGCCCUCGAGGAGGACGGGUUUGUCGUGCACGAGGCGGAUUUUCGUGGUGGCAGCGAGUCGGGGGAUGUGCUGUGGGCGUUGAUUAUGGCGCAGGAGGGUGAUGAGGAUAGUGAGGGUGAGGAUAGUGAUGGUGAGGGCGAUGAGAAGGGAGAUGGUGAGGAGGAAGAGGUUGUAGAGAGGGUGGUGGAUAAGGAUUGUCCGGCGGCAAAGUGGGCGCCGGGGAUUAUGUAG